Molecule: messenger RNA, 902 nt
Organism: Siniperca chuatsi (mandarin fish)
Lineage: Eukaryota; Metazoa; Chordata; Actinopteri; Centrarchiformes; Sinipercidae
Product: interferon-inducible double-stranded RNA-dependent protein kinase activator A homolog
Exons: 3
Coding region: 262-771 (169 amino acids)
Source: RefSeq, a predicted model, not a curated record
UCCCUGCGCUUUAACCGUCCAACCGGGCGAGCUGACGUCUCCUCCCUCUAGCUAAACGUCUCCUCUCUCAGCCUCCCCCUUCCCUGCGCUUUAACUGUCCAACCGGGCGAGCUAACGUCUCCUCCUGUAGCUCCAUGUCUCAUCCACCACCGCCUUCCCCUUUUCCGAUGCAGGAAGGCUACCAGCAGGAGUGUUCUUGCACACAAAAACCGUAACAUGCUUAGGCGUAAUCUUUGUUCUACAUAGCGCUGCGCCUGUAUCAUGGCUAACGCUGGUGUCUCCUACUGUGCUAGAUUGAAAGAAUAUGCAGAUACCAAGAGGUGUACGGUUCAAUACAGCGUCAGCGGACCGCAUCAUAUGCCGAUGUACACGGCCAAGGUCUGUAUACAGGGCGCUGCGUAUCAUACAAAAGAAGCCACGGGUACCGGUACCACAAAAAAGGCAGCCAAAAACCAAGCGGCGGGUGCUUUGCUUGCCCUGAUACGGAAGUCUGACCACCCGGACGUAGGGGAUGUGGUUGUAGAGCUAAAGGAACUAUGCCUUCAGAACGGAUGGCCUCAGCCUCAGUAUAGUGACACCACUCGCAAUGGUACCCACAUCUGCCAUUGUUACAUUACCUCGACCUUAGGCGGAUUUAUGGUGCAAGGUCUCGGACCAACCUGGACACUUGCGAAGCUUGACGCGGCGGAGCAAGCGCUACGAAUCGCCAAGGCCUGCACCUACCAAGACCCGGAGGAGAGUACGUGCCAUCGGCCCAGGGAGCAAGCCUAGUGAAGGACGUCAUGUCCGGCCUUCCCUACACCAACUGCACCGCACAUGACGGGUCCACAACACCAUGUCAAGCUUAUUGUACAUGGAGCGUGGUUAUGAUAUACCUAGUGUUGUGUCUGUUUCUGUGCAUG